AUGACAAUCGACGCCAGCAACAUAGAGCACCAAAUCCGGCUUAAAAACACGCAAACAAUCCUUCAACACCUGCAGCAUCACCAGCAGCAGCAGCAGCAGCAGCAGCAGCAACAGCAGCAGCAGCAGGAGCGGAGAUAUACCGGUCGUUGCGGGGAGUCACAAAAUAAUACCAGAGGGACGUUAAUGCUGCAGCUGCAGGGGGUAGUUGUUGCUGCAGUGUAUGGAGACCGUCUUCACUUCGCUUCGUCCCUUAAAUAUUUCUGCUGUGCCGUCGCCCUGGUGGACAUCCACGUCAACCACCAAUACCCGCCUGGAGCAGCAGCAGCAGCAGCAGCAGCAGCAAAAGUAACGGAAGCAGCAGCGGCGGCAGCAGCAACAGGAGUAGCGGCCACAGCAGCAGCAGCAGCAAAAGUAACGGCAGCAGCAGCAGCGACAGCAGCAUCAGGAGUAGCGGCAGAAGGAGGAGCAGCAACAGCAGCAGAAGAAGCAGCAAAAGCAGCAGCGGCAGCAGCAGCAACAGCAGGAGCCGCAGGAGUAGCGGCAGCAGCAGCAGGACUAGCGGCAGCAGUAGAAGCAGUAGCAGCAGCAGCGGCAGCAGGUGUGGCAGCAGCAGCAGCAACAAAGGCAGCCGGAAAGUCAGCAGCAGCAUCAACAGAACGAGAAGGAGCAAGAGCAGAAACAGCAGCAGCAAUAGCAGCAACAGAAGCAGCAACAGCAGUUGUAAUAGUGGCAGCAGCAGCAGCAGCAGCAGCAACAGCAGCAGCGAGAGCAGCAGCAAUAGCAACAUCAGCAGCACCACCAACAGGAGCAUCAACAGCAACAACUGCAGCAACAGCAGGAGCAGGAAAAGCAGGAUCAGCACCUGGCUCUGCGUUGCUGCAGCGCGAGUUCAGCAGCAACAGCAACAUCAUUAAGGAGACAAAAGCCACCAGGAGAUAG
Messenger RNA from Eimeria mitis, 939 nucleotides. RefSeq lists its product as uncharacterized. The record is from RefSeq and is a predicted model, not a curated record. The coding region runs from base 1 to 939 and encodes 312 amino acids. Lineage: Eukaryota; Apicomplexa; Conoidasida; Eucoccidiorida; Eimeriidae. The transcript is spliced from 2 exons.